AUGUCAAACGAAACGACUCCACUUUUGAAUACCUCGUCGGAGUCUCAGUCUGAUAACCCUGAGAAUCAUGAAGUAUCGGCGGGGCAAAGCAAUAAAAACUCGACAUAUCCCUUGAAAGAGAGUGAAGAGAAUAAUGAAGGAAAAAUCCAAGGAAAACGAAAGAUCGACUUAAUCGAGGAUGUCAACCAGUUAUAA
Molecule: messenger RNA, 195 nt
Organism: Acaulospora morrowiae
Lineage: Eukaryota; Fungi; Glomeromycota; Glomeromycetes; Diversisporales; Acaulosporaceae
Source: the annotation of a GenBank genome assembly